Drosophila arizonae is the source of this 1056-nucleotide messenger RNA. It is a transcript of the gene Gclm, whose product is annotated as Glutamate-cysteine ligase modifier subunit. The record is from RefSeq and is a predicted model, not a curated record. NCBI's taxonomy places the organism in Eukaryota, Metazoa, Arthropoda, Insecta, Diptera, Drosophilidae. Gene Ontology annotation, molecular function: enzyme regulator activity; glutamate-cysteine ligase catalytic subunit binding. Gene Ontology annotation, cellular component: glutamate-cysteine ligase complex. Gene Ontology annotation, biological process: glutathione biosynthetic process.
UUCGGGGCUAAAUAGUAACAGAGACUGGCAAGUGCGAUAGUCGGGGCAGUUGCAGGCAAUCACUUAUCAACAAACGAGAUUAUUAGCUUGAGAAAAAGGAGCAGCAAUAUCAAUAUGAUACCAACAAUAACGAAAAACUACCAGAACGUGGUCAUCAGCACGGGCAACAUUAUCAAUAACGAGCUGGGACAGCGCAAGUCUAACGAGGAGCUGUACGAUGGGUUGAAAAUCACCCUGCACAACAAUCCAAAUUCAGAGAGCGUGGUGGUUGAGAUUGACAAGCGGCAUGGGCGCGUGCUCUGUGCUACGCAGGAACUGAACAGUCGAUUGACAGAAAAUGGACGCAAUGAGAUUAGCAUUGGUGCAAAGAUAUUCCUCAACAAAUAUUCGACGGAGUGCAUCAAUCAGGCCGUUGAAGCGUUACUCAACAUACUCAAUGUGACGCAUGUAGACAACGUGGUGCUCGCUUACCAUCCGAAUGCUUCGACCGUUGCCAGCGCAACAACAUUAGCCACAACAGCUCAAAGUCCCUGCUCUGAGGUGAACGAAAGCGGAAGCAGCACCAGCGUUAGCGAUGCGGCCAACAGCUGGAGUGCACGUAAUGGUGAGCAGGGUAUAGAAGAACUGAAGUUACUCUAUAAAUGCUUGGAGAAAUACGCACUUAAAGAGCAAAUCAAACAGUUGGGCAUUGCCGAUCUCGAUGCAAAGACUUUGGCUGAGUUAUACAAAUCGGCUGAGGUGGUGCCCACCAUAGCGCAGGUAAAUCUGGCCACCUGCUGCGUAGUACCAGCCGAACUGCAUGAAUUCUGUCGCGAUCAUGAGUUGGUACUUAAUACACACAGCGAUCCGGAGCUUCUUUUAGCUGAGGAGCAAUUCGCAUGCUUGGCCCCCGGCUAUACAAUCGAUUGGUCUCUGCGUUACCAAGUGCAUGUCCGCUGUCGCAGCGUCCUCACAGCCAAGGGCUAUAUAGUGGGUGCCUCCCAGUCGAGCAAUGAUAAUUAGAAGUGGAACGAAAGGCUGACAAUACCUAAAUUUAAGCCGAACUUCUGAUAUAUA